This is a messenger RNA of Suillus subalutaceus, 1575 nucleotides long. RefSeq lists its product as uncharacterized. Bases 1 to 1575 code for a protein of 524 amino acids. NCBI's taxonomy places the organism in Eukaryota, Fungi, Basidiomycota, Agaricomycetes, Boletales, Suillaceae. The transcript has 13 exons. The record is from RefSeq and is a predicted model, not a curated record.
AUGGACUCUCAUCCAUGGUCAAAAGACCAGGCUCUAGAAAAUCCAGUGUGGGGACCACUCCGAAACAAAUGGGCAUGGAAGCGUGAAUGCUCACCUAUUGGCGAUAUUGCAUCUGUUCCAAAACGGGUCCGAGUCAAGUCAGUUAAAAGCGGCAGAACAAAAGUAAGGACACCAGCACCUCUCCUCAGAACUGUAAAAAGCAAAAGCUGCAAAAGAUUAGAGCGGCCGCCACCUCUCGCAUCAGACUCUGAGGACAACAUGGAGGUUAGCCAACCUCAGUGGUCCAAGAAGAGGGCUUGUGUCCGAGUCAUCACUGAACAGUUGGAUAUUGAUUCAGACAGUGCUAGCAAGCAGAGUGCCUCUGAUAGAAAUUCCGGUUCCAAAAUUGAAGAGUCGGACUCAGAAUCAGAGCCAGUUGAGAGCAUCGCAGAAGCUCUGUUUGGAGAGGUUCCUGCAAUUGCCAAUGUGCAGGCAGACCACCAGAAAAAGCCUGCAAAGAGCGAGUCUGGCAGACCUCAAAAGACCAAAAAUGCUCCAUCCCAGUCACUGACACCUCCACCGCCUGUAUGGGGCUCUCAAUACAGGCCUUCAAGUGCGAAAGAGAAGAAGUAUGCUGCCGAACCUCUCAAACAUGCUAACAAGAGCAACAAGCACUCCUCUGUAGUGGAAGAAGACAAAGAAGACAAAGAAGAUGAGGAAGAUCUUUCCAUCCUUGAUAUCAAACCCAAGCCCUCCAUGUCUCUGCAUGCUGACCCCAUGGCCAAUCUUGUUUACACAAAGACUGGGUCAGUGAUCCAACAUGGUAUUCUUGAGGUCAAGGCAUACAUUGCCUUCAAGCACGGGUACCCUGAACUCGUGGCCAAGAACUCAUAUGCGCGGGAAAUCCUAUUGCAGGCUGCGAAGCACCACAAGACAGUGCCAAUCGAGAAACGGAUGUAUGUUGAUGAUGAAUAUUUGUCGGCGCUCGCUAAUCUAAUUGAUGCUCAUGCGAGCCUCUUUCACACUGAUAUCAAGGAUGUCACCUAUAAAUGUGCCCCAGGAUACUUCCGACUCGGCCAUAACUGCGAUGGUAUCAUUGACCGUCUCCUCGCAAGUCAUUCCUACAUUUUUCCACAGAUAUUUGAUGCAGAGGGUCUUCCUUCACCAAAACGACAGAAACCAUAUCAAGGGCAGCCUAUAGUCGACACUGUAUAUGAGGUUUUUUUCAAGAACUCGAAGUCCAUUGGUUCGCAGUUUGCUCGACGCUUUGUUGACAUUGCGAAGAACAAAACUGGUCAGCCAGAAAUCCCCAUCCCCAUGUUAGCCAUAGUUAGCACAGCUAUUCACACUACUCUGAUUGCAAAGAAGAACAAGGUGGGCAAUGACUUCAAGUUCACAGGCAACCAAUUCUGUGAUAUCUAUACAUACCAUGUGGCGUUGUUGGAGAAAAUCCAAUGGAUGGCUCCAGUCAAGUUUCACAAAAUGAUGUCUGAUAUCUAUGAGGAGGUUCAGCAUUUCUGUCGUGACACAAUUGGAGCCUAUGACAAAGAUACUGAUCUAAUGCUCUUGGACCUCGACGGCAUGGACGACGAGUAG